AUCACUCAAGAAUUCUGUCCCCCCUCAAGCACACAAACACCGUAAACUGGGAAACAGCUCUCGGACAGGGGAAUAAAAGUGGCCAACAGCUUAAGGACGACAAACAGUUGAUGUGAAGCGUUGCUUGCGUUCGGACGGACGGGAUUAGUGAAGUGAAUUAAUCAGUUAAAAGUGUGAAGUGAAAAAAUAUUGGAACAUUUCCGAUAGCAAACAUGAUCAAGAGUGUGGAAAACAUCCAACUGUUGAAGCAGUUCAGCAAACUGAUUGCAUCGGCGAAUGCUCAAAUUGUGCGCUCAGGACAACCGGCAGCCGUUUUGUUGAGCCGAAAUGGAACCUCUCCCAGUUAUGACCCAAAACGCAAAUCGUCAUCUUUCGCCAGCCAGAAUGCCAAAAUGUCCUCAAUCGUUACGGUGACAAAAACCGACAAUCUGUACAGCGGCGCGAAGAAUGUCGUCCUGAAGAGCAGCCCUGGCGCGGCAUCGAAAGCAGUAUUCGACCGGGAGGAUAAAUUUGGGGCCCACAACUACCACCCCAUUCCGGUGGCACUGGCUCGGGCCGAAGGAGUCUACGUGUGGGAUGUCGAGGGAAAGCGUUACUACGAUUUCCUCAGUGCCUAUUCGGCCGUUAACCAGGGUCACUGUCAUCCCCGAAUAGUGAAAGCCCUCACCGAGCAGGCCCAGAUUCUGGCGUUAACAUCUAGGGCAUUCUACUCGAACGUUUUGGGCGAGUAUGAGGAGUACAUCACGCGACUGUUCGGCUACGACAAAGUUCUUCCAAUGAACACCGGUGUGGAGGGCGGUGAAACGGCGUGCAAGCUCGCACGCAAGUGGGCCUACAAAGUCAAGAAGGUACCGAACAACAAGGCGAAAAUCAUUUUUGCCGAGGGCAAUUUCUGGGGCCGCACUCUGGCUGCUGUUUCCGCCUCCAAUGAUCCGUCGAGCUUCGAAGGAUUCGGUCCGUUUAUGCCCGGAUUCGAGUUGGUUCCGUACAAUGAUACCGUUGCGCUGGAAAAAGCUCUCCAGGAUCCCAACGUUUGUGCCUUCAUGGUGGAACCGAUUCAGGGAGAGGCGGGCGUCAUGGUUCCGGACGAUGGCUAUCUGAGAAAGGUUCGCGAGUUAUGUACAAAGUACAACGUGCUGUUCAUUGCUGAUGAAGUUCAAACUGGGCUAGCGCGGACCGGUCGUAUGCUUGCCGUAGAUCACGAACAGGUUAAGCCAGAUGUGUUGAUUCUGGGCAAGGCUCUCUCCGGCGGUAUGUAUCCGGUGUCGGCAGUACUUGCCAACGACGAUGUGAUGCUGUGCAUCAAACCAGGAGAGCAUGGUUCCACAUACGGAGGAAACCCACUAGGAUGCAAGGUUGCCCUGGCAGCUCUGCAAGUUCUGGUUGAUGAGAAACUGGCUGAGAAUGCCGAACGCAUGGGGCGCAAGCUGCGGGAGUCACUCUCGGAACUUCCCAAAGACCUGGUACCGGUGGUGCGAGGAAAGGGUCUGCUGAACGCCAUUGUGAUCGAUUCCAAGUACGAUGCGUGGGACGUUUGUCUGCGGCUAAAGAACAACGGACUGAUCGCCAAGCCCACCCAUGGUGAUAUUAUUCGAUUUGCACCUCCACUCACGAUCACCGAAGAACAGCUGGAUGAGUGCCUGGAUAUUAUCAAGUCCACGAUCAUGUCUUUCGCAAAUGAACACUAGGGAGCUCUGCGUCGCAGUCGUAUUACAGAUAAUAGUGCACGAACAUUUCUUUAUUUCCAUAUUAUUUCAUUUAAUUACAUCAUAUUUUAUCAAUCUCAAAAA
Toxorhynchites rutilus septentrionalis is the source of this 1790-nucleotide messenger RNA. It is a transcript of the gene Oat, whose product is annotated as ornithine aminotransferase, mitochondrial. The coding region runs from base 213 to 1688 and encodes 491 amino acids. Gene Ontology annotation, molecular function: L-ornithine transaminase activity; identical protein binding; pyridoxal phosphate binding. The transcript has 3 exons. The record is from RefSeq and is a predicted model, not a curated record. Lineage: Eukaryota; Metazoa; Arthropoda; Insecta; Diptera; Culicidae. Gene Ontology annotation, cellular component: cytoplasm.